UGAAGAGCUAAUCUGCUCAACAGAGAGGCACAAGAGCAAGCCCCGCUCACUCCUGCCAGCACCUCUGGGGUUUCUGAUGUGACACCCCAUGGUGGAAAGCCUGAGCAAAGCGUGGGGGUUUCACCCCGGAGUCACUUGGCAGCACAUCUGAGGCUGAGUGUGCACACACCGGGCUGGGACAGACUGCUGCGGCGGGGAAGCUGUGUCAGCUCUGCCGUCUCCCUGCCAAAUCAGCACUCAUGUGCUUCCUCUGUUGUGUCCCUGGCAUGACCCUGUUACCAGUAACGCUGCUAACAUGUGAAACUGGUGAAAAGCUGUAAACUUUAGCUUGGGUCGAAAGCUUUCUGAAGUUUCUGAAUCGUCCUCUGGUUUGUCCCAGCACCCACAGCAUAAAGCUGGCGGUCUCUGGCAUUUCACAAGUUUGAGAAGCGGGACUAACUUGUAUGAGCAGCAACCACCACCAAUUACUGAGCACAUGUCCCUGCUGGCACUCGGGUUACUCAGCUUUCGACAUGCCGAUCAGGAGGGCUGCACCCCCGCCCGCCGCCCCUUGCCAGGCUACCUCCCGGCGGCCCCCGGGGGCACGGGGCGGUGGACGUGCACCGGGGCGGGGCGCGCCCCAGCUGACCGCUGGGCGGGGCCGCCGCGCUCAUGUGACACCGCAGCGGGGCUGCCGCCACCAUCGUUCCACUUGGGCUACUGCCGCCGCCGCCGUCAUGGUGCCGUCCCCGCUCGUCCUGCUCCUGGCGCUGGGCGCCGCCGCCACCGCCCUGGCCGAGCCCCUCCGCUUCGUUGACUGCGGUUCCAUAGACGGCAGCAUCCAGGAGGUGAACGUGAGUCCGUGCCCUACGCAGCCGUGCUUGCUCCACAAGGGAACGUCCUACAGCAUCAACGUGACCUUCGCCAGCAAGAUUGAGAGCCAGGGCAGCAAAGCAAGGGUGUAUGGUGAGAUGCUGCACGUGGACAUCCCCUUUCCCAUUCCUGAGCCUGAUGGAUGCAAGUCGGGGAUCCAGUGCCCCAUUCAGAAGGGCCAUUCCUACAGCUACCUGAAUAAACUCCCUGUGAAGAGCGAGUACCCCAGUAUUAAACUCAUUGUGAAGUGGGAGCUGGUGGAUGACCAAGACCAGAUGUUGUUCUGCUGGAAGAUACCAGUGCAGAUCACCAGCUGAGGAGCCCUUUAGCAGGGCCUGGGGAGGGGAAAACUAGAAGACAGCACAGGCCAAAUUCUUUUAUAUAAUAAACAUUUCUUACUGCUUCCUUCAGAGCUCUGCAGCCUCUGAGCAGCCAGUACCGCGUUCCUGCAAGGUCAGCCAUGGGCAGAGGGCUCUUACCCCCUUUAGAGUCCCAUGAGUGUUCUCACAGCAGCUCAAGGGAGAGCAGUGCCUGCUUGCAGGAGCAACUGAGCCUCAUUCUCCAGCUGCUCUAUGGAGGCACAUUAGUUGUUUGAAAUGGAGCUGUGUGUCCUCUCAGAGGAAUUUCUCUGUGAUGAACCUGGCUAGUAUCUGAGCUGCUACCUGGUAACCCUUCAGUGCCUCUUCUAGAAUGCCAGCUACAUCCACCCUCCUGUGCUUCUCCUGCUCCGUCAUGACUGGGAUGCCCCUGGGACCUGUGUUUGCCGUUCAUGCAGCUGAAGGAGAGGAGACUUCCCCUGAGCUGGCAGCCUGCUCUGUCCUGGGCCCGCUUGUGCCAGCAGGACUGCAGCUGGAACACUUUCUUAUGGAUGCAAAGCCAAAUGGCUUUUGGCAUCUCUGCAGGGAUGAUUCUUUCUCUAAUCAAUGGUUUGCACUGCUACUAACUUGGAGCUGCUGGGAGCUCCUGAACCUCUUUUUAUAACUUUCCUUUUAAUAAAAGCUAGAUAUUAACUGC
Molecule: messenger RNA, 1866 nt
Organism: Melopsittacus undulatus (budgerigar)
Lineage: Eukaryota; Metazoa; Chordata; Aves; Psittaciformes; Psittaculidae
Gene: NPC2
Product: NPC intracellular cholesterol transporter 2
Exons: 5
Coding region: 444-1169 (241 amino acids)
Biological process (GO): intracellular cholesterol transport; cholesterol efflux
Molecular function (GO): cholesterol binding
Source: RefSeq, a predicted model, not a curated record